GAGAGGGCGGCCAAGUGGAGGAUGCAAGACGGCCAGAUGGACGGACUGACCACCAAUGGUGUCCUGGUGAUGCACCCGCGUCACGGCUUCAGCCAGGACUCCAGACCCGGCCUGUGGAGGGAAAUCUCAGUCUGCGGCGACGUCCUCAUGCUGCGGGAGACGAGGUCGGCUCAGCAGAGGGGGAAGACGGUUUCUUCUGAGUCCAACGAGUUGGUGGAUGGUUCGCUCAUCGACCUGUGCGGCGCCACCCUGCUGUGGCGGACGGCCGAGGGCCUGGCGCACACUCCCACCGUCAAACACCUGGAGGUGCUGCGGCAGGAGCUGAACGCCGGGCGGCCGCAGUGUCCGGUGGGCUUCAAUACGCUCGCCUUCCCCAGCCUGCGCCGCAAAGACGUCCUGGACGAGAAGCAGCCCUGGGCUUACCUGCGCUGCGGCCACGUGCACGGCUACCAUGGUUGGGGGGGGCGUCGCCACCCCGAGGUGGAGGUGGACUGUCAGGAGAGAGAGUGCCCCAUGUGCCGGGCACAGGGCCCCUACGUGCCGCUGUGGCUGGGCUGUGAGGCGGGAUUCUAUUUGGAUGCAGAGCCCCCCACUCACGCCUUUGUCCCCUGUGGUCACGUCUGCUCCAAGAAGACAGCGGCGUACUGGAGUCAGAUCCUGCUGCCGCACGGCACGCACGCCUUCCAUGCCGCCUGCCCAUUCUGCAUCCAGCCGCUGAGCGGAGACGUCGGCUGCAUCAGACUCAUCUUCCAAAGUCCACUGGACUAAGACCAAUCAGACGUCUUGUCUGAAGCGUCUGCACGGAACAAUGAGCUCUGAGUUUGAGAACUUUCAUAGUUUAAUCCUUAAAAUUAAAUGAAUUUAACUUCAUUUUGACACAUUUACGUCAUUUAUUGAUUUCUACUCUUUUUUUAAUAUUUAUAUAUGACUCUGGCAGUUUUGACCUCAUGUGUGAUUUAUUUAUUCUUUUGUAAAUUAAUUUAACAGCGGCCAUGUUUCCCAGCGUUUUCACUCAAACUGAUUUCUGUGUCCGUUCAUCCAUGAAUGUUUUGAUCUGUUUCCCUGGAACUUCGAUUGUUAAUAAAAAUGGACGACAAGUCUCCA
Molecule: messenger RNA, 1104 nt
Organism: Paralichthys olivaceus (Japanese flounder)
Lineage: Eukaryota; Metazoa; Chordata; Actinopteri; Pleuronectiformes; Paralichthyidae
Source: RefSeq, a predicted model, not a curated record